This is a messenger RNA of Chiloscyllium plagiosum (whitespotted bambooshark), 3662 nucleotides long. Lineage: Eukaryota; Metazoa; Chordata; Chondrichthyes; Orectolobiformes; Hemiscylliidae. The record is from RefSeq and is a predicted model, not a curated record.
CGCUGUCGGCGCCUCAGCACUCACUGCAGCCAGAGGCUCCGGACUGGGACUUUGACAUUUAGCGAGCCACUCGCAUUUUCGCUGUGGGAUUUUAAUCUGAGUUUCUCGCGUUGAGAAGAUGACAGCUAAAGUGGAGAGAUUGAUCGUUUUGUUUCUUGGGUUUCUGACAUUGGUAACAACCGAAAGUCGCAGCUCCAACGCUGGCCGGAAGAAAGGAAGAAAACACGGUGCAAUCGCCCUCCAACUGAACCAGGCUUCAAAUCCCAACUGUAACAUAGAAGUUGCUUUCAUCUUGGACAGUUCUGAAAGUGCCAAAAAUCUUUUUGAGAAAGAGAAACAAUUUGUAAUUGAAUUCACUGAAAAAGCUCUGCAGUCUGAACAGAUAGAGAACCAAGAUCUCAGCUGGAGAAUGGCUGUUCUAUCAUAUAGCAGCUCCGUCAAAAAGGACCACACUUUCCGGGACUGGCAAGGGUUUGAUAAGUUCAAGAGUCAUGUACAAUCCAUUAUUUACAUCGGCCAUGGCACAUAUACUUCCUAUGCUAUUGGAAAUGCUACUCAGCUCUUCCAGACUGAGGCAAAGCAGAACAGUGUGAAGAUAGCCAUUUUAAUGACUGAUGGGGUGGAUCAUCCCCACAAUCCAAACCUUCAAGAUGCUGUAGCCAAUGCUAGGAAAUAUGGCAUUUUCCUGUUUGCUAUUGGACCUCCACAUGUUACUGCAGAAUUGUCACCUGUGUCAAGCACUCCAUCAUCGCAAUUUGUCCACAGCAUAAACGACUCCAAUCUCACAGAUAAUAUUCUUCAUGAAAUGCUCAAAGUUGCCAAUCAAUCAUGCCCUAAACCAAAGCCAUGCAGCUGUGAAAGGGGGGAGAAAGGGGAGUCUGGAGCUCCUGGGAGAAGAGGAGAUCGAGGUAAAGAUGGAAGCCCUGGUGCAAAAGGUGUACAGGGACAACGUGGAUUAAAGGGAGAGCCUGGAAGUUCAGGUGAAAAGGGCACAGCUGGGUUCAAAGGACACAAGGGUGAAAAAGGUGAAUGUGGGAUCCCAGGAAUAAAAGGUGACCAUGGUCCUGAAGGACCACCAGGUCCAAGUGGAGAAAGAGGAGUGAUGGGACCGCCUGGACUGAUUGGCGAGCAGGGCACUGAGGGAAUCCAAGGUCCAAAGGGUGAUCGUGGCCUCACUGGUUUACGUGGACCAAUAGGAGACCCUGGGAUUGGAUACCCUGGCCCAAAGGGUGAAAAAGGUUCACAAGGAAGAUCUGGUCCCUCUGGACCUCCUGGGAUUGGAGAACCUGGAAUACCUGGUGCAGGGGAACAAGGUCCCUCAGGACCUCCUGGACCAAGAGGUUCAAGAGGAGAAGGUAUACCUGGUGCAAAGGGUGAUCCAGGAAUACCAGGAGCAGCAGGAAAUCCCGGACUCCCUGGUGACGCUGGACUAAAGGGAGCAAAGGGGGAUCAGGGAGUUCCAGGAUUACCAGGUACACCGGGAUUUGGCAUUAAAGGAGAUCCAGGAAAACCGGGUGAGCCCGGUCAAAGGGGACCCAACGGCUUUGUUGGACAUCCUGGACCAACUGGACCAGCUGGUGCUAAGGGAGAACCUGGGUUCCGUGGUGAGGUUGGUUUACCAGGGCCAGUGGGAAAAGGAUUUCCGGGAUCCAAGGGUGACCGAGGACCACCAGGACCUCAAGGAUCCAUUGGUAACCCAGGAGUUGGAUUAAUAGGACCCAAGGGUGUGCAAGGACUGCCAGGCCCACGUGGUGACCCAGGGGAAGAUGGCAAAGGACUUCCUGGAUCAAAGGGUGAUGUUGGCCCUCCAGGGCCAUCAGGGCCAAUUGGUGUUCCAGGAUUAGGAUAUACUGGUGCAAAGACCAAGUAUGCACUUACUCUGUCAAUGAAGGAAUACUCAAUUGAUGGCAGCCAGGAAAAUCUGAAAUCACUAGGCUUUUUUAGCUUCUUGCAUUUUUCUUUGUCUGAAAAUCUAAUACUUAACUCUCUUAUUUCAGGAUGUGGGAAGAAAUGCAAAGAAAAGCCUCUGGAACUGGUAUUUGUGAUUGACAGUUCUGAAAGUGUUGGGCCAGAAAACUUUGAUAUUGUUAAAGAGUUUGUCAAUGCCCUGAUAGAUCGAGUCAGUGAAAGCAGUGAAGCCACCCGGAUUGGUGUAAUACUUUACAGUCUUGAAGCACGAAUAAUUACUCACUUACAGCAAGGUGCGACUUUGGAAACUGUCAAGAGAACAAUUCAAAACAUGCCAUACUUAGGAGAAGGCACCUACACGGGUUCAGCCAUGAACAUGGCAAACCAGGUUUUCAAGUCAGCUCGAAAGGAUGUACACAAUGUGGCAAUAGUGAUAACUGAUGGGCAGACAGACAAAAGAGAUCCAAAGAAUCUAAGUGUGGCGGUGAUGGAAGCUCACGCAAUGGGCAUAGAGGUGUUUGUAAUUGGAAUUGUUAGUACCAGUGAUCCUUUAUACUCUGCCUUUAAGAGCGAAAUGAACCUAAUUGCAUCUGACCCUGAUGAGGAACAUGUUUAUCUAAUUAAUGACUUUAUGACUCUUCCAAUACUUGAAAGUAAACUGUUCCGUAAAAUCUGUGAGCUUGAGAACAACGCACUGUUCAGUUCAAUUCCUAGCUCCGUACUACCCCCUGGUGUGUCACCAGCUUUUGAAGUAAAUCAUCAGACACCAGGCCGUGACAGCAUACACAUCGAAGAUGAACAUGAAGUUAAAACAAUAGAACGUGGUCCUCCGGGAGGAAAUGGAAAUAAAAUAGAAUCACAUGCUGAGGAUGUAUUUUCAAGGCCGCACGAAACACUUCCCCUGCCAGGUUUACCGAGUCCUGAUGUAGGAUCUGGACCUGAUGAUCAAGGAAUAAGGAGAGAGCCAAGUUCUUUUGAAGAUGACACUGGAGUGGCAAACGUCUUUCUCCCAGAACCCACUCCAGCACAAAUACUGACAGAGGAAGUUCAUGGAGAUCAGGCCUGCAAUGAAUCCCUUGAUCAAGGAUCAUGUAGGAGUUACGUUAUUAAAUGGUAUUAUGAUACCGCAGCUAAUUCCUGUGCACAAUUUUGGUAUGGAGGCUGCGAGGGGAAUAAUAACCGUUUUAAUAGCCAAGAAGAAUGCCAGGCCAAAUGCUUACAAUUUAAAAAGUCUUCCUACCAUAGACUUCACAUAUCCUCCUACCAUUACCUGGUGUAAGUAUACAUAUCAUGGGUACCUGGAGUUGACGUUUAAAAGACAAACCCAAGAUGUAUCUGGGCUGGAAGGCAGCAAAGACAAUGAUCUUAAUGAAUUGAGGAAGAAUCAGCACAUCACAAACUCGGGUAGAACAAAUUCAGCUGACAUUGCUAAGAGUUGGACUAUCAUGUCAUUUCAUCAAACCGUUUAACCUCAUGAAGAAAAGUAAAUUGAGCACAAGUUCAAAAUGCUUAAGUCAAGUUGUGUUCAAUGUUAUGUGAUUCAGACAACUUGCCUUCCUUUGCAUGACGCUCUUGUUGUCUUAGUUGUUCAGUUUCAAGUUUGUUCUGCUUUGUUUUCCUCCAUCCUUUUAACCUUCAAUCUUCAGCAGGAUUAAUACUUCUCAAGUUUUUGUUAAGUUUUCCUGAAUACAAUGUUCAUGUUUUUAAUCUGAGAGUUUAUCCAUAUUAUUAAAUGAAAAGGUGAUUUCGUCUUA